AUGUGUACGCCCGACGAGAAUGCGGACUUCAACCCGACCGACGAGCAUGCGUAUAUAUCUGCAGACAACACAAGAGUUGUUACAAGUGCUUUCAAUCUGUCCCCCAGCAAGCGUCCCCGAAAAGGGCGCGUCUACGAAUCCGACCCAAGACUGCAGGAUUGGGUCCCCGUCCCGGAUGCCACCAUGGAUGAGGUAGAUGCUCUGGCUACGUCAGUCUCAUCUUUCGACGUUGACCUUGACGAAGUCGUGACAAAACGCAAGCGCUACGAGUCGGAUGAUCCUAUGGAGGUGUGGAAAAGUGUGUCGGGGUUGUUUCUCGACGAAAUCGUACGACACGAUGGUUUGGGUCAGCGAACCCAGUGCGCCGUCUGCCCGACCAAAGUUAACCAGGCCGGCCAGCGCUUUUUUCGAUGCCGACAAUGUGGGGUGCAAAUCUUCUGCGAAAGUUGCGUCAAAAAACAGCACCAAUGGUCACCUUUGCAUACUAUUCAGGAGUGGACUGGGAGCUUCUGGACAGAGGUUUCGCUCUACCACAGUCGAGUGGAGAGCGGGGGGCGCUCAGGCCUUGGCGCUAUGUAUCAACUAGGACAUUCGGGUGCUACAUGUCCCUUCCCUGGUAAUCGGCGGUCAAUGGUUGUCAUCGACGUCAAUGGAAUCUUUGUCGUUGACAUACAGUACUGCGAUUGCCACAAUACCAAUGGCUCUGACAUGCUGCAGCAACUACUCCGGAAUGGAUGGUACCCAGCGACAACCAUCAACCCAGCGACCUGUGCCACCUUUAAUGUGCUUGAACUGUUUCGUCUGCUCCGCACCAUUGGCAACCUCAAUGUCCAUGACUUCAUGCGGACUUUGGAGAGGUCAGGCGACCCCACCUUAACCUGCGACACUCCUGAUCGGUACAAAGCAUUUGGGCGGAUGGCUCGACAGUUUGAUUUCUUGAAGCGGAUGAAGCGAGCGGGUCGCGCGUACGAGGCUGAUGGAAUGGCUACAACGCCACCCGGUGGGUUAGCAGUAUUAUGUUGGGCGUGUCCAGCGGAGGGAAGAAAUCUCCCCGAGGGGUGGCGUAACGUGAAGCCAAGCCAACGCUAUCUUUACCGAUUAAUCCUCUCCAUCGACGCGAACUUUCGCCUCAAGAAUCGCCUUCGACCGAAUGAGCAUCAAGACCUGUCGUUAGGCUCAGGCUUGGGAUAUUUCGUGGAGUCAUCAUCGUACAAGGAUCACCUCCGAAGCUAUGUCAAAGAAAAAGAUGUCAGCUCUUGUGUUGCCUUUGCUGCUCUGCUCCAGAAGGAGACUCGUUUAACGACCGGAUUGCGUGUUUCUGGGGUUGCCGGAUGUGUUUGUGCCCGUCAUGGGCUGGUGCGAGCUCGAGGACUAGGAGAUCUACAAAAGGGAGAACGGUAUGCAAAUGUGGAUUGGAUUGUGGCAUGCACACUCUGGACCGAGCGGUUAAUGGAGUAUGGCUUCGCCUAUGACAUCGUUUGCCAAUGGAUGAUAAAUUUCUUCAAACGGCUGGCCAAAAUUCGCGAGGGGUCGGAUACAACCACGCUUACUACCGAUUUCGACGACCUGGAGGUGGUUUUUGGCGUGCCUGUCUGGCAUGCAGGUGCGCACGAUCUUCAAUGUAGAGCACAUCUUGCUCUGGCUUAUCUCUUGGGCAUGGGAAAGACCGAUGGAGAGGCGAUGGAAAGGAUAUGGGCUAGUUUGAACCCCGCCAGCUGGGCUACGAAGGAAAUGGGCGAAGGAGGUCGACACGAUGUAUUGGAGGACAAGGUGGAUCAUCUUAAUUUCGAGAAAAAUCUGGGACUAGGAAGGGCGUUGUCUCGCAAACUCAUCGUCGCCAUCUCGAACGCCGGGCGUCAAGGCAACGAAUUUGCGGAAUUCGACCAAAGCAUCAACAAAGUCAAGCGAAAACCAAUGGCGAACUCUCAUGGACAACUGGGUGGAAACGCUGCUGGCCCUACCGAGCGGGAAAUUGUGCAAGACUUGAAGAAGGAAGAGCUUGAGGAGGUCAGGGCUGGCCGAAUUCCUGUCUUAGAAGGCAAGAUGACGGUUGUGGCUUUCAUCAAAGCGGGCCUUCAAUUGCAAAACUUGCAGAGGCGAAUCCGUGCGGCUCUGAAAAACAAGUCCUUGACAGCUGACCGUGCAAGUCAGAUUCAAGAGCUGCGACUAUCUCUCGUCAAACAAACACAGGCUUUCCAAAAGCUGCAAUUAACUUACAUGCCUGGGGUCGAGGGCUUGCGUCAAGCGGACGAUACAAAACGCAACCCAGAUCAACCGACUCCGCCACCAGAAGACACGAAGCUUUACCUGCCGUCAGACCUCACACAUACUGAGCGUUUGCAGGCAUGCGUCCAACGCGUUGUUGACACCGAGGUCAACCUUCGCCGUGGUCAAUGUACCGAUGCUUUGGUUGCCCUGCGGGCAAAAACUCUUCGCCCAGACGCAUAUGAUCUGGUUUCGCGAUCGCAAUCUUGCAUCACCAGAAUCGUGGCUAAAUAUCGUUCUGCGCAAGAAGCGAUCGUGAAGCUAAAAGGGCCCGCCUUUGCCCCGGAGUUUCAGAAGCUGGAAGAUGCAGAUGUGAACUGCCGAGUUGUGGAAGAGAACGACAUUGAAGCAGCCCAACGGCUUAGAGCGCCUUCGCGCGGAAAAGUGUCUUGGAUUUGGCAGGCCGAAAUCGGAAGCGAAGCCGAAGAAAUGCAUGAUGCUGUUCGUGUGGAGUGGUCAAAAGCCAGGGCUCGUCGCGCGCGUUGGAACGAAGAAGUCGAACUCAUCCGUGAAGAAAUGAAACGUGUUUUGCGUUCAUUGCGGUUUGCGCAGAACGAGUGGGCAGCACGUGCCACCUCUGCGAGACUCUUUGUCGACCCAGAGGUGGCGAAUGGUCUGCGCGCGUAUGCUCUUCGCCAGGUGGAGCUACACAAACGAAUAGCUGAAGGGUUCUACACCGAGUGGCGGAAAUCAGUUUCGGAUGCGGUGAAAGAGGUUAUGGCUCAAGAUGGGGCUCUGUAUCGACAUUUGCUGGAUGGAGACUCAGAGGUUGGUGGAAUGGCUGAGCUAGAAAGCAACAAUUUGUAG
This is a messenger RNA of Mycena indigotica, 3072 nucleotides long. RefSeq names its product CxC2 domain-containing protein. The coding region runs from base 1 to 3072 and encodes 1023 amino acids. The record is from RefSeq and is a predicted model, not a curated record. NCBI's taxonomy places the organism in Eukaryota, Fungi, Basidiomycota, Agaricomycetes, Agaricales, Mycenaceae. The transcript has 14 exons.